Messenger RNA from Oryza sativa Japonica Group (Japanese rice), 2302 nucleotides. RefSeq names its product obtusifoliol 14-alpha demethylase. NCBI's taxonomy places the organism in Eukaryota, Viridiplantae, Streptophyta, Magnoliopsida, Poales, Poaceae. Gene Ontology annotation, molecular function: monooxygenase activity; oxidoreductase activity, acting on paired donors, with incorporation or reduction of molecular oxygen; heme binding. The record is from RefSeq and is a predicted model, not a curated record.
CGCAGCUGGCGUGGCCCGCCGGCAAAACCCCCCUCGCCAUCGGCGGCCGGCGAGAGAGCGACCCUCCUCUACGGCUCCCGGCUCCACUCACGAUCCCCCGCCCAUGACACACCCACACCCACCAUUGCACAUGUGGACGUCGUGUGCUCGUGCAAACACACGUGGUCGCCAGCUAGCGUCACAGCCAGGUGGGGCCCCCCCAAAAUCCCCUCCUCCUUCCCCGGCCGCGCAUCCUCCCUUCUCCUCUCCUCUGCAAAUCUCUGCCGCCCCGGUUUCCCAUCUCCGCCCGCAGUAAACCCCUCCUCAUUCCCACCACCACCUCUCCUCGGAGGAAUCUUUGCUGCUUUCCUUUAUAUAAACCCCUCUCCAGUCUAUACUUCCACUCCACACUCCCCUCCACCCCCCCCCCCACACCCGCAGCAGCAGGGAGAAGACGACGACGAAGAUGAUGGAUCUCGCCGACCCAAACCACCGGCUCAUCGCCGGCGCGGCGCUGCUGGUGGCCACCCUCGCCUUCAUCAAGCUGCUGCUGAGCUCCGCCGGCGGCGGCAAGAAGCGCCUCCCGCCGACCAUCCCGGCGGCGCCGCUGGUGGGCGGGCUGCUCCGCUUCAUGCGGGGGCCGAUCCCGAUGAUCCGGGAGGAGUACGCCCGCCUCGGCAGCGUCUUCACCGUCCCCAUCCUCAGCCGCAAGAUCACCUUCCUCAUCGGCCCCGAGGUGUCGGCGCACUUCUUCAAGGGGAACGAGGCCGAGAUGAGCCAGCAGGAGGUCUACAAGUUCAACGUGCCCACCUUCGGCCCCGGCGUCGUCUUCGACGUCGACUACUCCGUCAGGCAGGAGCAGUUCAGGUUCUUCACCGAGGCGCUCCGCGCCAACAAGCUCCGCAGCUAUGUCGACCAGAUGGUUGUCGAGGCUGAGGAGUACUUCUCUAAGUGGGGAGAAAGUGGAACGGUGGAUCUGAAGUAUGAGCUGGAGCAUCUCAUCAUUCUGACUGCUAGUCGGUGCUUGCUCGGGAGGGAGGUGCGAGAAAAGCUCUUUGAUGAUGUUUCUUCUCUCUUCCAUGAUCUGGACAAUGGGAUGCAGCCAGUCAGUGUCAUCUUCCCCUACCUCCCAAUUCCUGCACACCGCCGCCGUGACCGGGCACGGCAACGGUUGAAGGAAAUCUUCGCCACCAUCAUCAAGUCCCGCAAGGCCUCUGGACGGGCUGAGGAAGACAUGCUGCAGUGCUUCAUUGAUUCGAAGUACAAGAGUGGACGCUCAACCACAGAAGGUGAAAUAACCGGCCUACUUAUUGCAGCACUAUUUGCUGGACAGCACACUAGCUCUAUCACCUCAACCUGGACUGGGGCCUACAUGCUUCGCUUCAAGCAGUACUUCGCAGCAGCCGAAGAGGAGCAGAAGGAGGUCAUGAAGCGGCACGGGGACAAGAUCGAUCAUGACAUCUUGGCAGAGAUGGAUGUCCUCUACAGGUGCAUCAAGGAGGCGCUCCGUCUUCACCCACCGCUAAUCAUGCUGCUCCGCCAGUCACACAACGACUUCUCAGUGACAACGAAGGAUGGCAAAGAGUUCGACAUCCCGAAGGGCCACAUCGUCGCGACAUCUCCAGCCUUCGCCAACAGGCUCCCUCACAUCUUCAAGAACCCCGACUCAUACGACCCCGACCGCUACGCACCAGGCAGGGAGGAGGACAAGGCAGCGGGCGCCUUCUCGUACAUCUCCUUUGGUGGCGGCAGGCACGGUUGCCUCGGUGAGCCCUUCGCCUACCUACAGAUCAAGGCCAUAUGGACUCACCUGCUGAGGAACUUUGAGUUCGAGCUGGUCUCCCCCUUCCCGGAGACCAACUGGAAAGCCAUGGUCGUCGGCAUCAAGGACGAGGUGAUGGUCAACUUCAAGCGGCGGAAGCUCGUCGUCGACAACUAGGAUGCCACCUUCAACCUUAGGAGUCGAUGCUUGUCGCGCUUUUCGCCUUUUUUCUCUUCUUUUCCCUUUCUGUCAGUAUUUGAUCCGUGUAAGUUUCUGCCAGCUUUGUAUUAGGGUGUUUCAGUCGUUUUAGGAUCCUGUGAUUUGCUUCCUGCCAUGAAAAAUCAAGCUUGAUCUCUGCAACUUCUGUACCUCUGGGUUGCUUGGCAACGAUUUGUGUUUGUGUUAUUAGACUUGAAGCAUCCUGGAUUGUACCUGAAUCUUUGCAUCGUCCGUUAUUUCAUAUGGCUUUGGACAUAAUGUCUGAAGUCUGAACAAAUAAUACUUAUAUGUAAUGGAAUGGAAAUGAGAAUAAAACUAUGGCAAUGUGAGUUGUCUCUGCAA